AGCUUCCCUGAAGUAUAACUUGACAUGUCCGCUGAGAAACGGCUUUCUCGACGCGGCUUUCCGUUACUCAUCGACGAAACGCCUAAACUUCGAAACCUCCGCCUUCCAGAUGUUUAUCCUAGAUAUGGCUUUGGGUGGAUUGUGCCCGCACGCGCGCUUAUGCGUCUUGCCGAGGAAAAGACUGGCAAGCCUUGUCUAGACCACCUUACCUAUGGACUGCGACUUCUCCGAGAAGCCGGCCUCCCAGAUGGUGAAUAUGAUUUCUGGCCCCUCUUUCCGCAUGGCCAGUUAACGACGUUGUGGUACAUUGCCACAAAUGAGUCGCCAGAAAAGCGUGAUCUUGCCUCUAACAAGGAGUAUGUGGGGAGGGCGAAGGCGGCACUGGGGCAGACUGAGGAGGGAAAAUGGUACCACAUGGAUCUCUUCUAGCUGUUAGAUGUGGAACCUACCGUAGACACGACUACGCUUGAGCAAAUGUAUGUAUCUGUUUUCGUGCCGCUACUGUAUAUCCCACGUUUUAUUACGUCUCAGUUUGCAGCUGAGUCAUGACAAUCUAAGUUACGCGCAGGAAUGCCUAACUGCA
Schizophyllum commune H4-8 is the source of this 583-nucleotide messenger RNA. RefSeq lists its product as uncharacterized. NCBI's taxonomy places the organism in Eukaryota, Fungi, Basidiomycota, Agaricomycetes, Agaricales, Schizophyllaceae. The transcript is spliced from 3 exons. The coding region runs from base 25 to 429 and encodes 134 amino acids. The record is from RefSeq and is a predicted model, not a curated record.